CUACGCUGGGAGCGCUGGAGUUCAGCCUGCUCUACGACCAGGAGAACAGCUCCCUGCACUGCACCCUCAUCAAGGCCAAAGGCUUAAAACCAAUGGACUCAAACGGCCUGGCGGAUCCCUAUGUCAAACUGCACCUCUUGCCUGGAGCCAGCAAGUCAAAUAAGCUGAGGACGAAGACGCUGCGCAACACCCGUAACCCCGUGUGGAACGAGACCCUGGUGUACCAUGGCAUCACAGAUGAGGACAUGCAGAGGAAAACCCUCAGGAUCUCCGUGUGUGAUGAAGACAAAUUUGGCCACAAUGAGUUUAUUGGAGAAACUAGAGUUUCCUUGAAAAAACUCAAAGCCAAUCAGAAAAAGAACUUCAACAUCUGCUUGGAGAGAGUAAUACCAAUGAAGCGUGCUGGAACGACCGGCUCAUCCCGUGGCAUGGCACUGUAUGAAGAGGAGGUAGAUCGUGGUGGGAAGAUCCUCGUGUCCCUCAUGUACAGCACCCAGCAGGGCGGCUUGAUUGUCGGCAUCGUACGCUGCGUGCAUUUAGCAGCUAUGGAUGCCAACGGAUACUCAGACCCUUUUGUUAAACUCUGGCUGAAACCCGACAUGGGAAAAAAGGCGAAGCACAAGACCCAAAUUAAGAAGAAAACGUUGAAUCCUGAGUUUAAUGAGGAGUUCUUCUAUGAUAUAAAACACAGCGACCUGGCCAAGAAGUCACUGGACAUUUCUGUCUGGGACUAUGACAUUGGAAAAUCGAACGAUUACAUUGGCGGCUGUCAGCUUGGCAUUACAGCUAAGGGGGAGCGCUUGAAACACUGGUAUGAGUGUUUGAAGAACAAGGACAAGAAGAUUGAACGCUGGCACACCCUCCAAAAUGAAAACCACGUUGCCAGUGAUUAA
Messenger RNA from Balearica regulorum gibbericeps (East African grey crowned-crane), 893 nucleotides. NCBI's taxonomy places the organism in Eukaryota, Metazoa, Chordata, Aves, Gruiformes, Gruidae. The record is from RefSeq and is a predicted model, not a curated record.